Messenger RNA from Blepharisma stoltei, 294 nucleotides. Lineage: Eukaryota; Ciliophora; Heterotrichea; Heterotrichida; Blepharismidae. The record is from the annotation of a GenBank genome assembly.
AUGGAAAAUGCGAAAGAUGCAAGAGACACAAAAGGCAUAAAAGACUCAAAAGACUCAAAAGACUCAAAAGACUCAAAAGACUUAAAAGACUCAAAAGGCUCAAAAGACUCAAAAGAUUCAAUAGAUUCAAAAUACUCAAAGGACUCAAAAGACUCAAAAGACUCAAAAGACUCAAAAAAGACUCAAAAGACUCAAGAGACUCAAAAGACUCAAAAGACUCAAAAGAUUCAAAAGAUUCAAAAGACUCGAAAGACUCAAAAGACUCGAAAGACUCAAAAGAUGCAAAAAACAUAA